UGUCAACAAAAGAUGGACGUUCAGGAAGAUGGAAGACAUAGAGAGCACUAAGACAUCAGAUGAGAUCAUCAAUGAGCUAUUCAGUUCUCUGAACGUACCGCUGUCACCCAAGCCCUGCGAGGAGGAGUGCAAGAGCAAACAGCAGAGGGGGGACAGCACAGAGCCUGAGGUCGCACCUGCUUCAGACAACAGUGAAGAUGAGGACAGUGACUCGAGGUCUAGCGCAAGUGAAGAGGUCAAGCACGAUGAGGUCCAAGUGAUCGAGGCUGGCGGUCAGGAGAUGGAAAAGGCAGAGCGUCACAGGUCCUCCAAGAAGAAGAAGGACAAGAAGAAAAAGAAGAAAAAAAAGAAGAAGAAAGAAGAAGGGGGUAGCAAGCACAAGCACAAGAAAAAGAGGAAGAAGGAUGCCGAGAAGGAGCACAAUGGCCGAGAGGAAGCGAAGGGGGCAGAAGAAGGGUUGGAGGUUAAGCCGGCAGAGGAGGAGGAUGAGCAGCCAAAGGAGAAGGAGAAAGACAAGGAGAAGACCCAACCACCAACCCCGGAGGACAAAAAGUCAGAGAAAUUGCCGUCCCAGUCAGAAAGCCCCAAGAGGCCAGAGAAAAUCCCCAAGGUGGUCGAGCCAGAAAAUAAGCUCAAGCGCAAGCUGGCGGUGGAGACGGAGACCAGGGAGGAGUCUAGCAGGAAACAUAGAAAAACAGAUCACUCAAGGUCUUCCAGAUCGUCCUCACCUUCCAAGUCCCGUUCCCACACAAGGACCAGCCGUCGCUCGCGCUCCAGGUCGGUGGGAGAGGUCACAGCAGAUACUCUAGGUCCAGGUCCAGGUCUAGGUCAAAGCCACACAGUUACUCACGGUCACACUCUAGAAGCCACAGGAAGUCAAGGAGCAGAUCCCCCUUUGCAUCAGACAGGCGGAGGAGAAAACGUUCUUCGAGGUCAUACUCUAGGUCUGCCUCACCUAAGCGUUUCAAGAGGCGAAGGUCAUCGAGGUCACGCUCCAAGUCUCCCUCUGGAAGGUCUUCCUCCAGUCGUCGCUCAGGGAGCAGGUCCAAGUCUCGAGCCAAGGCGCCGUAUUCCCGGGAGGUGUGUGACCUGCUGGACAAGGCCAGGGAGAGGGUGGCACGAGUGGAUGCUUCCAAGGCCCAGAGCACAGCCAGCAUAGAUGUGAGCAGCAUCCCCACCCCGGGCCCCACUACUCUUCCUCGGCCACAGGGCACACUCAGCGACAUCAUUGCCCUGGACAGCAUUCCUCUACCCAUUCCCCCUCCUGCCGCCCCAGACCCUAGCUCUAUCCCUCUACCUCAGCCCCUUGGGCAUUCCGAUGAGACGCUCAAGAAGGAUGCCCAUCCUAAGGGCAUAAAUGGCAUUGGACUGGACCUUGAGACCAUCCCAGUUCCUGCACCUACCAAUAUAUCUCCGCAAAAGGACCAAGACAGUGCCAGGGCAGGAGAUGUGGCCAAGGGAAAACAAGAAGAAGGAGCUGAGAAGAACAAGGCCAAAACUAUCAUCAUUCAAGAGCCUGAAGGACAGCCUCGUCUUCCUCCAAGCACAAGAGGAAGCAGAGAGGAAGGCAAAGGAAAAUGCUGAACUUGAGGAGGAAGGAAAAACAAUGGGGCACAGUGCUGAAGAUGAGGAGGAGGAGGAGGAGGAGGAGGAAGAUGAAGAGAGGAGGAGGAG
Messenger RNA from Penaeus monodon (black tiger shrimp), 1674 nucleotides. Its product is annotated as splicing regulatory glutamine/lysine-rich protein 1-like. Bases 29 to 1159 code for a protein of 376 amino acids. NCBI's taxonomy places the organism in Eukaryota, Metazoa, Arthropoda, Malacostraca, Decapoda, Penaeidae. The record is from RefSeq and is a predicted model, not a curated record. The transcript is spliced from 3 exons.